Messenger RNA from Polypterus senegalus (gray bichir), 7868 nucleotides. Its product is annotated as A-kinase anchor protein 2. The transcript is spliced from 15 exons. The record is from RefSeq and is a predicted model, not a curated record. NCBI's taxonomy places the organism in Eukaryota, Metazoa, Chordata, Cladistia, Polypteriformes, Polypteridae. The coding region runs from base 543 to 4427 and encodes 1294 amino acids. Gene Ontology annotation, cellular component: membrane. Gene Ontology annotation, biological process: regulation of cell shape.
UUGUGAGGAGUUCCUGCCAAACUUGGAAUUCCCAGAUGAGCAGGUCAUGGAUAUCCAGAGAGAUAUAAGACUGGCACUUGAUCUCCUCGUCAUUUUAGUCUCUGAUUCUGCCCACCACUGCACUAAACUGAACUGUAAAGGCCAAAUGAAAAUGAUAUUUAAAAGUUAGCUUUGCAAAGUGAAAACAUCCAGAUGAAAGAUUUACUCUGGUAGAUAUAAAAGGAAAAGACGCCACACUAGAAAUGUCACAGAAGACUGGAAAUACGUAGCUUCUGCAAAAUCAGCGCCAUACCCUUAUGGAUAUUGAGACAGCCACUACCAACAGAAAAUGUGGGAUGUAAACCACUGAGACAGAGAAAAGAAGCAAACUGCACACACAGGCCUGGUCAGGUCUCAGAGGCUACGCUGGGAAAUGCAGGCGGCAAGCAGGCAAUCUGAGAUGUGGUGAACUGGGAAAUCAGGACCCUCCACCCCCCCUUUGGAGAAAAUUAAAGGAAUUGCCGGAGCCACCAAGGGGUAGCAAGUAAACGUGCCGUCCUGUCAUGAACACACCUCGGAGACGGCAGCCCACCAGCAGCCUGCAGAUGGCAGAAGCGGAGUUGCACAAGGAAAGGCUGCAAGCCCUCACAGAAAAACGGAAAAGGCAAGCAGAGAUAGAGGAGAAGAGGAGACAGCUGGAAGAUCUCAUUUUGCAGCUACAGCAUCUAAAGUCCAAAGCGAUGAGAGAGAGAUGGCUUCUACAGGGAACGCCAGCCGUCACAACAGAGGAGGAGGAAUUUAGGAGAAAACAGGUGGAAGAGGAUGAGCUGAGGGUGAAGAAAUUAGAGGACAGCAUUCACAUACUGGAAAAUGAAAUUGAGCACCUUGAGAGAGAAGAAUCCCAGAUUUCCGCCAAAGAGCAAAUUCUCAGAGAAAAAUUAAGAGAGACAGAGAAAUCCAUCGAGGAUUUACAAAAGAGUAUCUUGAGGACAGAUGGUGAUGCAGUGAAUUACGUUUAUUCCCAAAUUCCUGACAUCUCUGAAGUUUACUGCCAAAGACCCACAGAGACAUCAGGAGACGAACGAUUGCAGAGAAAGGCUGCAAUGUAUGCCAUGGAAAUCAAUGUGGAGAAAGACAGACAGACAGGAGAGACUAAGAUCCUUUCCACUUCGGCUGUAAAUCCAGAAGGAAUCCAUCAGAGAGGUGUCAAAGUUUACGAUGAUGGCACCAAAGUGGUGUACGAAGUUAAAUCUGCAGGAACGACGACGCUGGAAAAUGGUGUUCACCCUUGGAGCUCUUCUGAUGUAGAUGAACUCAUGCAGCGAGUGGGACAGACACAGAUAAGAGGCGACUCAGAGAGAGUUACCGUCUCUACUCGAGGUCAAGCAAAUACUAGCAGCGGCAAUCCAGGCGUACAGGUGGAGCAGAUGGUACACAAAGAAGCCAAGCUGGAGAUGAUACGUAAUCAAGGCAAGGGCGUCUCUGAGAAUCCCAGCUGUGGUUUCGACGAGGUGACUGAAGUACCCGAAGCCACCUCUGAGAAGCCUGUCACCAUGAUCUUCAUGGGCUACCACAACGUGGAGGAUGAAGAAGAAACCAAAAAAUUGCUAGGCUACGAUGGCACCAUCAAAGCAGAGAUUGUCCUGAUCGAUGAAGAUGAUGAAAAGUCACUGAGGGAGAAAACUGUCACAGAUAUUUCCACUAUGGACGGCAAUGCGGCUGACCUAGUCUCCGGUCGGCCUUUGUCAGACACUACUGAACCUUCCUCUGAAGGAAAAGAUGAAAGUUCAGCAAAGGAGCUCCCAACAGCAGGGUGGGAUGCGUGCCCCCGUUUGCUGCUGAUGGAGGAAUACGGAGAGACUCUGUGUGAUCAGACUGCAAUGAAGUCUUCCAAACUCACUGAAGAUGACAGAGAUUUAAAGAAAGACAAAGGCGUGAAGAGUGUCAGCUUCCUCGAACCCAUCAGCAUUUUCUCUGGCAGCAAGCGCAAGAUGGAAGUUGAGGCUCCUUUCCCAGAAAAGCCUGCCCAGAGUCAGUACACGUGCUUACCGAGCAGUGACCAGAAUGGACUGAAGGUCAGGCAUGAAUCCCUGGACAGCGAUGUGGCCAAGGAGAUCCAGUAUUUAGAUGAAGUUCUUGAGGCUAACUGCUGUGAUUCUAUGAAUGAGACUUUCAAUGGAAUGCCAUCUCCUCGUGCAACUGCCCUCGAAGCCUCCAGCCCAUCGGUGAGCGUUUCUGGUAGAAUGUCACCAUCUGACAAUGAUGUAAUUGUGAUAGGAAGAAGACAGGUUACAUGUGUGGAGGCAACCGAUGGCAGCCAGAUGAAGAGCAACGGUCACUCAGUACCUGAGCAUGACGAUCCCAACCUUCAAUCCAAUCAGAGGUCAGCCGUUGAUCCAAGUUUGACGACCAUCAAGAAAGAAGCCCGAUUUGAACUGAGGGCUUUCCACGAAGAGAAGAAGCCAUCUAAGCUUUUUGACAGCAGUAUGGAAAAGGAGAUCGUCAGGGUGAAGAAGAUCAGGCCUUCAGAGGAGAUUGCAGAGCUGGAGAGAGAACGGCGAGAGCUGAUCCGUAGCCAGGCUGUCAAAAAGAAUCCCGGUAUUGCCGCCAAAUGGUGGAACCCACCGCAGGAGAAAACCAUUUUGGAACAGCUGGACCCGGAACAGCUGGAGUCACAUAAGAAAUACGAGGAAAGGAAGCAGAGGAAGCAAGAUACGAGCACAGCCCUGCCAUCGCCAAAGCAGAACCAAACCAUCGUCACGCAGUCCGAACCGCUGAACGUUAAAAAGGACGACAUAGUGACGGAGCAGAUUGAUUUCUCGGCUGCGCGGAAGCAAUUUUUAAUGAUGGAGACGCCGUCUCAGCCCAGCGCACCAAAGAGAUCUGUGGCUCCCAAGAUGUACUCUGCAAAGCCAUUCUGCAAAGCACCCGAGCAGCCACAGAUGGAGAAGUUGGCCGGCUCAGUCACGGUGACUGGGAGUUCCAGUUAUCAAGAUCAGUCAGAGGCAGAGGUGACCACCAUCAGAGCGGAGAAAAUCUAUUAUGUGCCGGAUAAGAUGGACGAGACAACGUUAGAGGAAAACAGCAAGGCCUCGAAUGACCCAAAUGAAGGAUUCAAAGACGAGAGGUGGGAGGAGGAGGAGGAGGACGUUGAAUUUACUUGUGCUCGAGCCGUGAUGACCAUUCUGAAGGACGAAGAGCACGAUAUGCCAUACGUCUAUGCGAAGUCGGUGACCGUCUCCUCUCACCCUGAAGAAUUAGACUCUGGCUUAGACGAUUUGUCUCUUAGGUCGCAGGACACCACCAUUUUGGAAACGCUUUCCAAUGACUUUAGCAUGGAUAACGUGAGUGACAGCGGGGCUUCCAACGAGACCAUGAACGCCUUUUUGGAGAACUCCUUGGGGGAUUUCUCCCUGCCGCCUACUCCACAAGCCGUGACCCCCAUUGAUUGUAAAAUGGAAGGCAGUGCCAAAACCCCGGCUGACCCCGUUAUGUGCCCACUGCCAGGUACGUACAACGGAGUCAUGGCAACUGAUGAGCAGCUGGAGUACCAUGCGGGCAUCCUAGUUGAUAAUGCAAUCCAGCAGGCCAUUGCCCAGCAGAGUCACGAACGGAGCGUUACAGUUCAGGAGCCCACUACCCCUGAGGUGUGCAUACAAGAGGCAGCAGAAAAACUGCCCCCCAUCGAGUCAGAGGAACAGACUGCUGAGCAAGUAAGCCCCAUGAGGGUAACAUGCCAGUUUCAGCCACCUCAAGUGUCCUCACCAGUGCAGGGACCGGCAGAAACUUGUGACCAACAUGCUGUGGACAUUUCAAGUGAGCGGUUGCCCACCGAAGACAAGCAGGAGUUCAGCUACUUCAGCAAGUACUCUCAAGCCGCGGAGCUGAGGAGCACGGCCUCCGUCCUCAAGACGCAGGAACCAGAGCUUAACGCCGGUCCUUUUAAGCUACGCUCCAGGAAGCAGCAGACGCUAUCCAUGAUCGAGGAAGAGAUCCGAGCGGCCCAGGAGAGGGAAGAGGAACUGCGAAGACAAAGGCAGAGAGUCAGCGCCGAACCGAGUCCCACAAAGAAAAGUGGUCCUAAUCUGCCGACAAGAAUCGCGUGCAGUGGGAAGACCGUCCCAGGCAAGAUUGAGAAACUUCGCCCUGUGCCCCCAGUUUCACCCUCCGCCGAGGGGCCUCUGCCAUCGCCGUUGUCUGACGGAGGAUCAGAAGAGACCGGAGGCAACCACAGACCUAAGAAUUUCAUGCAGACUCUCAUGGAAGAUUACGAGACACACAAAGUGAGGCGACGAGAGAAAGUCGAAGACACCAGCUACGCCCGUUUGUUGCUCGCUAAUGAUGUUACUUCAGAGGUGCUCGAGGCAACAAGGGUAACGCGCAGAAAGAGCUCCAUGGCACUGCGAUGGGAAGCUGGCAUCUACGCCAACCGGGAUGAAAAUGAGUAGCACAGCCCUGGGGAUGCCAUUCAAUCGCUCAGCCCGAAACCAUUGCUACCCUACAACCACUGCUGCUGCCACCAUUGCCAGGAUCUGCCAGUGACAAUCAAAGUGAAGCAGAAUCAGACCUGCACGGCUUUAUGAGAAAAAAAAAAAUAUAUGAAGAAAAAUGAAAAAAAAUCAGUAUUUAUUUUAGCUAGGCUUUGCAGAAUACAGGUGGCUGACCUAAACAACAGGAAAAAGGUUCUUGGUUUUUGAUGCAAGACUUCUUCAGCAAGAAGAAAAACAAAACAGCGAACCCUUGAUAGCAGAGACUCACCGUUUAUUUUUUUAAUACAAGCCCGUCUUUUUCAUUCACUUAUAACUGCUGCGUUCUGAGAAGGUGCUUUUGUGAAUGUUCACCACGGAGGAUGUUGCUCUCUCUACUGACAGCACACUUGGGAAGCUCGCCACAUCGUUCAUCCUCCUCAUCCUUGUGGUAGACAUCAGGAGCUUUAAGGUCCUAUUCUGGAUGGUUGCAGAUUGUGGCUGUUGACCUAGGAGCUACCGUCAAGACAAAAAUGUGAUAUCGGCGCCGAGGCAGGCAAUUCAAAAGAAAUUUACGGCUCCGAGCUUCAUUUUACAUCAAGUAUUUGAGCUGUCGUCACAUGACAGCAUACGGUUAAACAAGAGUGACACCAAAAAUCAGAAAUCGUAAAGGAAGGCUCUUGUUACUGCAAUGUGUCCAAAUUUUAUUUUGAGCUCUCUAUUGUAAUAAUUUAUCUAUAUAUAGAUAUAUGCAUCUAACUGAAGAUAUGCAAACACGCCAAUCCAGUUAAGCGUGGGUAUAGGAUUGGUGCUUAUCUUGCUACACUGGCACAUCUAUACCCUGUUUGUCAACUGAGCAUCUCUAAGCCUUUGAGCUAACAUUAUAACAAUUAGGUGGGCUGUCCUCAAUACUUGUUCAAAAAAGAAAUAUAUUCAGAGAUGGAGGGACUUUCACGUGACAAUUCUUCCAAUUUUAGAAUACUUCCUCACGCUUGGUGGUUUCCUCAUACCAGAAGUUCAAUCGAGGUCUAUAAAAUGUCUGACAGAGGACACAAAAGAAAUGCAAUUAGAUGCAUCCCCUUAUCUACUCAUGCAACCUAUGUUUCGUAAAGACAAGAGGAUGUGUCAUACUGUAUAAAAAAAAAAAAAUAGCAACUUCUUCUUCCUCUUCAUCUUCUCCCACUUCUGUGUGAGGUUGAUGAUAAGCAACAAUAAUCAUUCAAAGCAAUACCUUUGUUCCAGACUUCUAAACACCACAUUCUUGAGUACCCAACUUAAUACUUUUUUAAAUGUGCUCAGCCUUGUAUUAGCCAGGAAUGACAUCAGCGCCGAAUCACCAACAGUAUGAGCUGCCAUUCCAUCAUUUAGACAAGCAGCUUCAGUGUCGGCUGCAGGGGAGCCUAUAAAACGGACGAGCCUGACGCACUCACACGAUCUCCAAACUAGUGUGGCUGAAGUGAGACGUCUUUCUGAGGACAGCUUGCUACCUAAAUGAGCGACGAAAAGAGCAAACAUUCAAUGCAUUAGCGCUGGCAAGCACUUGGCAGCGUUACAUUGUCGUCACAAGCAAGAUGUACCAGAAGAACUAAGGUCUGACCCGAAAUUUAGUUUCUCAGCUCUUCCGAGUGCUGCAAACACAUUUUAUUGGCUGAUGUUUUAAUUAACUGUCUGGUAGGGAGAGUCACAGUUACAGCAGGAUUAGAGGGCUACACCUGGCCCCCCAAACGCUAAUAAAUGUCUAACGCCUCCUGAUGACGCCACCUUCCUGAGCACCACCCAAAGGUCAGCAUCCUGCUCUUCCUGGUUUGUCCAGGUUGACCCUUGCGUUAUAUUUGAGUACUGGUUACGACCUUUUCCUCUCUUUUUUGAACUACACUUUCAGAUUUGGUUCAAUUAAUGUACAAAGGCUAAUUUUUGACUCUCCGGCUACAAUGUUUGGUUUCACUUCCUAAGUUUGUUUCAUUAAAUUCCUAAUUUCCCAGUUUUGACCUUGGUUAGUUUCUAUACGUCUCUUUCCCUUCUCCUGAUUCCAAUUCUUCACUCAAACUGCUGCCGGUUAGUGUAAUCCUUACCUGUGAAAGGCCAUAGAGUUAAAUAACGUGCUUCAUUCACUGCAAUAAUUGGACUGUAAUUAAGAAAUGGGAGCAAAAAAAUAGUGACCCACCAGAAUCCGAGUUUGAGACCCCCGAGUUAGCCGAGCUGGUUAGCUUUUUGACUUGUUUACUAUUUGGUAGCCGCUUAAGGAGAGAAGAAAUAUUUAAAGGGGAGAAGUAUUAAAAAGCAAGUCAAGUGAAAAGUAAGCAGCAAGUGGGUUAUUAGUUAGGAAAAUGGCUGAAACAAAAACUUGCAGCCACUAUGGCCCUCCAGGAUCUGAAUUGGACACUCCGUGAGCUCCCAUAUUCCCACGAUGCUUCAGUCUAUGGGUCAGUCUCACCAUCCCCAAUACAAAAAGUUGAAAUAUCUCUAUACUGGAGCAGCUGAAAUCCGUCUCACCUGCAAAUGGCAAACUGGCGAUUCCCUGAAAGACGACGAUGACUUCAGGGACACUGGAAAUACACACGUGUUCUUCUACUGUGUACUGGAGAUCAGAAGAGGACAGCGUUAUCCAUAACCAGCAACUGGAAGCCUCAGGUUCACAAACCCCAACAGCAACUUGAGGAGACAAGGCACACCAAACCCCCUUGGCCAGAAUCCUACACCCACCAGCAGGAAAAACAAAAAUGGCAUUUGGUGAUUUCCACUGCACUGAAUGAGGAAAUACAAUGAUGUGUUUUCAUUGCGCCAGAAGAUGUGCAUAGGAUCUUGUGAUUUGACUUUGCAGCAAUGAAGCUGGAUUUGUUUUUUUGCCAUAUAAUUUAUUAUGCAUAAGUGCUGCUGUUAUUGAACCUCUUGAAGCAAAUACAGAGUAUAAAGUAUUGGUUAAAUAGUAUAAAGGCAUUCUACACGUGUUAAUAAUUUACUUCACCUUUCAGUAUAAGCUGGUGUGUGUUUAUUUGGGAAUUCCACACGUGGCACUGUAUGAAGAGUAAGCUGUGUGAUUGGAUCGAUAUCCAUGACAUUAACCUAUCCUUGGGCCAGAGACUGCGAAUGUUUUAUCUUCCAGUUAUGGGGACUGCAGUAGAAGUUAGGCCCGACUAGCGCAGGAGUGGGAUGAAAUGACCUUUCCAUUUUAAUUCAUUUAAGCAUUUCAAGCCGUGUGCAUCUUAUUGGAAGUCCUUUGGUGAAGUUGGCUUUCGUUUUUUGCUCUGGCGUACAGUCUGCUGGCGAAGGGAUCGGUGAACCUCAGUGAUGUGGCCCCGCACUGUUUCAACUCCACCCAACCAGCAUUUGUGUUUUCAUGCUUCAGGGGUGCCACCAUGUUGUUGAGGGUCAACACGUCCUCGUUUAUGAGGCUCUUAUCAGAGUCGGAUGUGCCCAGAAUGA